Messenger RNA from Nicotiana tabacum (common tobacco), 2697 nucleotides. Its product is annotated as pentatricopeptide repeat-containing protein At1g71460, chloroplastic-like. The record is from RefSeq and is a predicted model, not a curated record. Lineage: Eukaryota; Viridiplantae; Streptophyta; Magnoliopsida; Solanales; Solanaceae. Gene Ontology annotation, biological process: RNA modification. Gene Ontology annotation, molecular function: RNA binding; protein binding.
GGCGUCGGAUAGUAGCAUUUGCAAUUUUGUAUGUACCACUAGCGCCAAAAACAUUCAGGUAUUUAUUUUAUUUUAGCCACUAUAAAUUGGAAAAAUCUUAUCUUCAGUUCCAAACGACCAACUGAAUUCACUCUGUUCACUGAAUCGAUGACCAGCUGCAACCUUAUUCCGCUCCCCUCAAAAACCAACCUAAAACAUCCUCCAAAUUCCCAAGACCCUCGCUCUUUUCGUACAAAUAAUGUAAACAAUCUACGAUUCUCUCGUCACUUAAAAGAACAACAUUUGCCCAACAAAUACCCAAAACACAGCAAUUUGCCCAACUUAUUAUCAGUCCACACAAAGAACCCACAUGCCAUUUACAAAGACAUUCAAAGAUUUGCCCACCAAAACAAGCUCAAAGAAGCACUUACCAUUCUUGACUAUUUAGACCAUCGUGGUAUUCCCGUAAAUCCCACCACAUUUGCUUCACUUAUAGCUGCUUGUGUUCGUUUGAAAUCCUUAAGUGCUGCUAAAAUUGUGCAUACCCAUAUAAGAAUUAAUGGCCUCGGAAAUAAUGAGUUUCUACAAACUAAGAUUGUCCACAUGUAUACAGCUUGUGGGUGUGUUGAAGAUGCGAAAAAGGUGUUUGAUGAAAUGCCUGUUAGAAGUGUGUACCCGUGGAAUGCAUUGCUUAGGGGCAAUGUGGUAUUGGGUGGACGUAAGUAUCGUGAUGUCCUGGGUACAUUUUCGGAUAUGCGGGUAUCGGGAGUGGAGUUGAAUGUGUAUAGUUUCUCUUGUUUGAUCAAGAGUUUUGCUGGUGCUAGUGCGCUUUUUCAAGGUUUGAAAACUCAUGGAAUUUUGAUCAAGAAUGGUUUUUUAGGAAGUGACAUAAUUAGGACUAGUUUGAUUGACAUGUAUUUCAAGUGUGGCAAGGUUAGGCUUGCUCAUCGCAUGUUUGAGGAGGUUGAGGAGAGGGAUGUAGUUAUGUGGGGUGCGAUGAUAGCUGGUUUUGCUCAUAAUAGGCUGCAAAGGGAGGCAUUGGAGUAUACAAGAUCGAUGAUAAAGGAAGGGCUAGAGGUGAAUUCUGUUAUUCUAACAACUAUUCUUCCGGUUAUUGGAGAAGUAUGGGCAAGAAAACUUGGCCAAGAGGUACAUGCUUAUGUGAUCAAGACAAAGGAAUACUCUAAGCAGUUGUUCAUUCAAUCUGCCUUAGUUGAUAUGUAUUCCAAGUGCGGAGAUAUAGUAUCAGGAAGAAAGGUUUUUUAUGGGUCAAAAGAGAGGAAUGCAAUUUCUUGGACUGCUCUAAUCUCGGGUUACAUCUUAAACGGGAGACUCGAGCAGGCGUUGAGAUCAGUUGUGUGGAUGCAACAAGAAGGUUUUAAGCCUGAUCUUGUAACUGUCGCCACCGUCCUCCCUGUUUGUGGGAAACUGAAAGUAUUAAAGCAAGGGAAAGAGAUUCAUGCUUAUGCAGUGAAAAAUGGUUUUUUGCCUAAUGCAUCUGUAGCUACUUCCCUAAUGAUGAUGUACUCAAAGUGUGGUUUGCUUCAAUAUUCAUCUAGAGUUUUUGCGAGCAUGGAGAAGAGGAAUGUUAUAUCAUGGACAGCCAUGAUGGAUUCAUAUAUUGACUCUGGGUGUCUGGAGGAAGCACUUGCUGUUUUUCGGUCAAUGCAGUUGUCAAAGCACCGGGCAGACUCUGUUGCAAUGGGAAGGGUUUUAAGUGUUUGUGGAAAAUUAAGACUUUUGAAACUUGGGAGAGAAGUACAUGGUCAAAUUCUGAAGAAAGAUAUAGCAUCUGUACCUUUUGUUUCUGCAGAACUUGUGAAGAUGUAUGGGGGUUGUGGUGCAAUUGAUAAAUCGAGGAUUUCCUUUUAUGCAAUAGCUGUCAAAGGAUCUAUGACUUGGACUGCUAUUAUUGAAGCUUAUGGAUUGAAUGGCCAAUAUGGAGAAGCAAUAAGCGUGUUUAAGCAGAUGAUAUUGAAGGGGUUUAACCCAAACCAUUUUACUUUUAAAGUUGUUUUCUCUAUUUGUGAGCAAGCUGGAUUUGCUGAUGAGGGAUGUCAAUUCUUCACUAUGAUGACACGAAAAUAUAAGAUAAAGGCAUCUGAAGACCAUUAUACUAGCAUUAUUAACCUUCUGCAUCAUGUUGGUCGCAUUGAGGAGGCUGAAAAGUUUGUGCUUCUCAAGCAAUCCUUGGCAUGAGUUAGAGGGGAAAAUUGUCUUUAUUGCAUGUUGAUGAGACGUGGUUAUGCAUACAGUAGACACAAACCAUUGGCCUGCAGUAGAUUCUGCUGUUCUCUUUCAAUCAACAUUGGUGGGAAGACUAAUAGUUCCUCAAACUGAAAGGUUUCACAUAAGGAGCAUGAGAAAGGACCUUUGAAAUGAGAUGCUGUGUUUGGGAAUGUGCCACUUCUCAUGGCAGUGAUUACUUUGAUAUGUAUCUAGUGGAAGAUGUUAAUGCAGAUUCAAAUGGUGCUGGUCAUACCCUUCCAUAGCGCCAUUCUAGCAAUUCUAGCAUAAGCUUUGUUGUAUAAAACUCUGUAUUUGUAAAUCUACUGUCAGCUUCUAAACUUUAAGCCACUUAGUGAGUGACGGCUUAAGGUCAAGAGAAGCAAUCUUAGAAAAAUCAGACAGCACCAUGAUCAUACUUAAUUUUGCUGUGAAAAUAGCAGGUUGUAUAAUGUUUGAAAUCCACAAUGUCAUUCAUCAAACUAGCGGCGA